This is a messenger RNA of Symbiodinium sp. CCMP2456, 2073 nucleotides long. The record is from the annotation of a GenBank genome assembly. Lineage: Eukaryota; Dinophyceae; Suessiales; Symbiodiniaceae.
AUGAAGAAACCACACAAUUCCAGGAGUGAGGAGGCUUUUUUUUCACAGAAGCUUCCUGGGCAGGUGGAUGACAAGCGCACCCUUGGCAAGUCAAAGGAUCGGAAAGGGCUGCAUGGUUCUCGGAAACUGCUCCCCAAGUUAAAGGGAGCAGGCGAUGCCUGCGCUGAGUCAACUUCUUCCUUGCCGGGGACCAGCCGGAGCUGCACAGGCUCCAGAGGAUUCGAGGAGGCUCGGCCGAGACCGUCUCCAAAGUCGAAAUCUAGGGAAGGCAAGGAAGGCAGACAGCCCAGCCGAGAUGCAUCGGCACCGGCCACUCGCAGCCGACCUCCUAAGGAGUCCCAGGUGAACCAGGUAGCCGAAAAGCCACCUCGCAGGCGGCUACCGCCGAAGCCGGAAGCGAAGCCGGAGAAGGCAGAGGCCAAAGCGGAGGCGAAGGCAGACGCGAAGCCUCGCUCGGAAAAGCCCGACAGCUCUGACGAGGCGCGUGACCAAGCGCGGAACCAGGCGAGUGAGGCAAAGAAGGCGAGGCCGAAACCUGCACAGCCGGCGAGCACAGCUUCCUUUUCGUCGGCACUGUCGGGCCUUGGUGAUGACUCAGAGCCAGAACGAGACGGCUCGAUGCCUGCUUCCCCCAAAUCUGCUCAGGGCGGAACCUGGACGUGCAAGAAUGUUUUCAGCUCUUUCCAUUGCUACGCUCCAGAGACUCCGAUGAGCGCCAGCACGAGCCAUGCCGCGAGCGCAGCCGUGAAGCCGCCACCCCUCGACUCAGCUGAUGCUGCCGAGACCAGGCGGCAGAUGCGUGAGGUGCUUCAGCGCCGACUGCACCGGAUACGGGAAAAGGUGCAGAACCAACGCGCAGGGAUCGAUGCUCAAAAGAAAUACGAGCACCUUCCCGGCAAGGAGCGCGAGGCAGUGGAACGCGCGUUUUUCCAUUAUGAUGCCGACCUGUCUGGAUAUCUCGAUUACGACGAGAUCGUGCCAGCUCUGCGAGAGUUAGGGCUCUCCGGAUCGAACGCGAUCGAGAAGAGAGAGAUCAUGCAGGUCUGUCGCAAUGUCAUGACAGCCACGCGCGUACAGUCUCUUCAUCGGCGGCAGGCAGAUAGUCUGCAGCAGGUGCUGAAUGCGCAGCGGUCCCGAAUGCAGGGCCAGCCGCGCAUUAAACUUGAGGUCAAAAAAGCAGCGGCACCACAGAAGACUCCGAAAGCAGGAGAUGCAAAGCAGGCGCGCGGCGAUGGGAAGAGAGCCUCGGGGAGCCGGCGAAGCAGCUUUGCUUCAUCUCAAGGCACCGUCUCCGACGAGUCUGGCAGCGAGGACUUCGAGGUCGGGGGGGAGUCCCCGGGAGAGGACAUGCGUUUCGACUUCAUGACCUUCGCUGCCGUCUUGGUGCCGAAAGUUCGGCAGCGCUUGACGGAGCUGCAAAGCACAACGGUCAUGCGAUAUUUCUGCAAUUUCGAUAGGGAGGGAACCGGCGCAAUAUCGGUGUUAAAGUGCUUGGAGAUUGCGCGGUGCCUGAAAAUGGACCAGCUGCACAUGUUGGAUGCGUUGAAGGAGAGCGAUUUCUCGGUUGAAUCUGACACUUUGGUUGACUUUGAUGCGUUCGAGCAUUGUGUAAUGGGCUGCCGAGAGCGAACAAAUCGCCAACUGCGGCAGCGCGAGAUCGAGAUUCUUGUCGAGAUGAGGGUGCCGUCUGAUCUCUUCCAGGAGUGCAGGGAGAGCAUCCCCCAGAUCUACGAAGUCUUUCGACGAUUGUCUGGGGAUGUUGGACCAAUUGGCGUCGUCUCUGCAAAUGAUGCCUUCCUUGCCGUGUAUGAGCUUGGAAUGAUGCCACGGGAGCAGUGGCAGAAAGAGGAGAUCAAGCAGUUCCUGGUUCCGGUAGAUUCGGAAGACCAUGUGUAUGCUCAGACAGAACUGAAUUUCGAGGAUUUUCUAACAUUCCUGAGGAAUGUGCGGACUUUCAACGACGAGCAGCGUCUCACGGAGCUGACUGAGCAUUUCGCACGGCUCGACAAGGAUGGGAACGGCCACUUGGACAUGAAAGAGCUCAACCAGUUGCUGGAGGAUGUGGGGCACGCA